Molecule: messenger RNA, 1734 nt
Organism: Rodentolepis nana
Lineage: Eukaryota; Metazoa; Platyhelminthes; Cestoda; Cyclophyllidea; Hymenolepididae
Source: the annotation of a GenBank genome assembly
AUGUCUAAUGAAGUUACAUCAAAUAUAAACGAAAACGAUUCCCCAUCAAUUUUCCCUGAACAGAAUGACAGGAUUCCAAUACAGUAUAUUACUGACGACUUUCUUCGACGCCAUACAAAAACUCAGGAUCUUUCAGCCGUUCACCAUCUUUGUUUGACGUCAAAUGUUAUCAGUCCUUAUAAGUUGACAUUGCUUGAAAAUCUUGAAGGACUAAGGUAUCUUACGGUUCUCAAUGUCUCCGGUAAUGCAAUUGAACGACUUGAGGGUCUAAGAAGUCUAACUCGAUUAAAGUGCUUAAAUUUAAAUGAUAAUCGAAUUUGUCGAUUGGAUGGUCUUGAAACUCUGAAAAAUUUGCAAAGACUCUACCUCAACCACAAUCGGAUUCAAGACUUCCCUUCAUGGUUUCAAAACCGUCUUAUCUCCCUUAAGUGUUUGCAGCUUGGCAACAAUAAUAUUGAAAACCUCCAUAUUUUGACAAAGCUCCGAAGACUUUCAAACCUUACUGAACUAGUGAUUAAAGGAAAUCCUGCGUCUGAUCCUUCAAGUCAACAUUCUGGUUCAAUUUUACCCUCGUCUCUCAGCAAUCAUACUGAACAGCAUGAAGAAGUUUUCAAUCAAUGCUGUAGAUCCUUCGUCAUCUUUCACCUCCGUACUCUAACACUUCUGGAUACUCAGAUCGUCACUCUCGAAGAACGUAAAGAAGCUGAUUCGUGGUUUGAACAAAGCGAAAUUUCACGAAUUAACAGCCAAUUGGAAACCAGGGAGGCCGAAGUCGCUGAUCUCUCAGACUGUCUGGCACGAUUAUCGAUCGAAGCAGAGGGACGAAGUGCCCGGGCUGAAUGUUUGGCCAGACAAAAGGCUGCCCAGGAUGCCAAACUCGAGGAAAUGCGUCGCGAGCUUGUCGCUAAAGACGAAUUACUUCGAGCCAAGUCGGAUGAGUUGAUGAGAGCUUGUCUCAAGCACUACGAGAUUGAACAGGAGUUGGCUUUCUACAAAAUCGAUAAAAAAUUGAGCGAUGCUCUGGGCAAACCUCCAGACAUAAACGCCGGUCUGAAUGAGAACAAUGCCCCAACUUCAGAGUCUAUUGACCCUAAAACACUGGCUAGAGCUAAUGGUUUUUCCCUCGAAAGUCCCUACCUCGGCAAAUGUCGUUAUUUUCGAGUCUCCAGUGCUCCGCCAAACCAUUAUAAUCCUAUUCCUUCGAGAUCUGAAACGAAUUGUCUUCCGAGGGUCGAGGAAAACGAGAUGGAUGGGUACGUGGAGCCUUGGAGAGUAAAAUCUGGCGAACUUGGGACGAAUCCGCACUCCUAUCACACUCAGGCAAGAAACACUUUGAGCAAUGGAAAAAUCGAUGACGCCGAGCUGGAAAGCAACCCCGACACGUCAGAUGGGUAUUAGAAGUCAUUCAUCGCCUCUCUUAUUAUUCCAGCUGAACAGUCAGGAAGGCAGAAAUCAGAGGAGGGUUUAGAAGAGCAAAUUCAACAGCAACAACAGGAAAAGGAAGAGGAGGAGGAGGAGGAAGAAGAAGAAGAAGAAGAAGAGGAGGAGGAAAUUCGUUUCACCUCAACGCCUCUCACAAUGACUCGUGCAGUGUCAGCCUCAAAGGGGAAAACUACAAGUUUUGCCGUUACGAUGCCUUUCUUUAGAACCUCACCAGACCCCUCAGAACUCACGGAGGAUUCUUCCUGGUAUCGCGGAAAUAAUCGAGAUUCGCCUUCAUCUUUAAACAAUCAG